This is a messenger RNA of Amorphotheca resinae ATCC 22711, 1188 nucleotides long. RefSeq lists its product as hypothetical. The transcript has 3 exons. Gene Ontology annotation, molecular function: protein binding. The record is from RefSeq and is a predicted model, not a curated record. Lineage: Eukaryota; Fungi; Ascomycota; Leotiomycetes; Helotiales; Amorphothecaceae. The coding region runs from base 1 to 1188 and encodes 395 amino acids.
AUGUCCUUGCCUCCGGCUCAGCCCGCUUACAUACUGCGAGGCCAUGCUGCUGCAAUCCAUUCGGCUUCGUUCAUGCACUCGAACCGCCGCCUCGUCACGGGAGAUGCGGACGGUUGGAUAGUCGUCUGGAGUCUGGAGACCAAGAGGCCCGUCGCUGUAUGGAGAGCUCAUGAGGGCGCCAUCCUUGGGGCAAGAAGCUGGGGUCCGGAGAAGCUGAUCACACAUGGCAAAGACAAUAAGCUGAUAGUAUGGAACUUCCGAGAGGAAGACGAAGCUACAAUGAGCGUUGUCCUCCCCGUAGAUACGCCCCCCGAGCCCAGAAAACAACCCUGGUUACUCCACGUUCUCCAUGUGAACACCAUGAACUUCUGUUCCUUUGCUCAAUGCACUAUUCAAAAACCCCCCUCAGAGGACUCUCCUACCACCGAUGAAUUACUGAUAGCGGUACCCAACACCAUGAGUUCCGAAACCGUCGAUAUCUUCCACCUCCCAUCCGAGGAACGCAUCCAUACCGUCCCAGGCGACCCCUCAAUAAAAGGAGGCAUGGUAAUGGCCAUCUCUCUCUUCCCACACCCUUCCAACCAGCACCUGACCGUCAUCGCCGGCUACGAAAGCGGGCACACGAGCGUCAGCCAGCUUUCUUCGGCGUCCCAAACAUGGCACGUGUUAUACACAGCGCAACCGCAUUCCCAACCCAUCCUCUCGCUCGACGUCUCGCCCUGCAAAGAUUCCUACCUGACGUCCUCGGCCGAUGCCAUCAUCGCCCAACACCCGAUCCCCGACGUCUCUGCCGACGACGACCAAGUAGUGAUCCGGAAAGCGAAAGAAGGCACGCCGUUGAAAACGCUGCAGACGAAGCAUGCGGGACAGCAGGGCCUGAGGGUCAGGAACGAUGCGAAGAUCUUCGCGACGGCGGGCUGGGAUUCUAAGGUCCGCGUGUAUGCGCUGAAGAGCUUGAAGGAGCUGGCUGUUUUGAAGUGGCAUAAGGACGGGUGCUACGCGGUUGCGUUCGCGGAUGUGGACGGGGUGGGGGGGACGAGUGCAGAGAAGGAGGAAGAGGGCGCGCUGGUGAAGAGGGGUGGAGGAGCGCUGACGGUUAAGGAAGAGAGAAUUCGGAGAGCGAAGAGAACACAUUGGUUGGUGGCCGGGAGUAAGGAUGGGAAGGUCAGUCUGUGGGAUAUUUACUAG